AUGGGCUCUGAUAUCUCACUGACUACGCCGGACAACUUUAAGCUCGGCGCUUACAUUGCCGAACCUGCCGGUCCGCCUAAAGGUGCCGUUGUCGUGAUCCAGGAAAUAUUUGGCGUGAACAGCCAUAUCCGUGAAGUCACCGAUGGCUAUGCCCAGGCGGGUUACUGGGCAAUUGCGCCAAAGAUAUUUGAUCGCAUCGAAGCAGAUAUUGAACUGGGUUACACCGAAUCGGACAUGGGCACAGGGAUUGAACUGGCAUUUCAGAAACUCGAUAUGCAACAGACGCUUGCGGAUCUGCAGGUGGCGAUUAAUGAAGCAGGCAAACACGGCAAAGUCGGCGUCGUCGGAUACUGUUUUGGUGGCCUCCUGACCUGGCUCAGCAGUUGCCAGCUGGAAGGUGUGGCGGCGGCCAGUUCGUACUACGGCGGUGGUGUUGCCGGACAACUGGACAAUACGCCAAAGUGUCCUGUGAUUUUCCACUUUGGAGAACUGGACGUGCAUAUUCCAAUGAGUGAUGUGGAAGCCGUUAAAGCCGCUCAACCAGAUUCACCAGUCUACGUUUAUGCCGCGGAUCACGGGUUCAAUUGCGAUCAUCGUGAGAGCUACAACGAGGCGGCGUCCAAAUUGGCGUUGCAGCGAACGCUGGAUCAUUUCGCCAGUCAUUUAACUGCUUAA
Symbiodinium necroappetens is the source of this 675-nucleotide messenger RNA. NCBI's taxonomy places the organism in Eukaryota, Dinophyceae, Suessiales, Symbiodiniaceae. The record is from the annotation of a GenBank genome assembly.